CUCGCUCCACGCCCCCAUCUGUUUGCUUCUCCUGAACCCUAAAAAUGGUACUUUGUUUCUUCCCUAUUGUUGAUUCUGUCGAAUUCGUUGCUGUAUGGAAAUUUCGCCGAAGCAAAUCCAUGAGAUAAAAGAUUUUCUUCUCACUGCAAGAAGAAAGGAUGCCCGUUCAGUCAAAAUCAAGAGGAGUAGAGAUGUAGUCAAGUUUAAGGUUCGCUGUUCCAAGUACCUCUACACGCUCUGCGUGUUCGACUCUGAGAAGGCUGACAAAUUGAAGCAGUCUCUUCCCCCAGGUUUGAGUGUGCAAGAUCUUUGAAGUAGUUGUUGAUUUUUUGAGAUUCCUAUGGAAAAAAAUCAAGAGCUGAAGCGAACGCGUUCUCAUAGUAUUUCUUUCUUGUUUUCUGUCUAGGUAUUGGUUUAGGGAUUGCCAUUAUUAUUGUCCUAACACGUAGAGACUGGAGUUGGUUUGCUAUUUUAGUGUUUGUUAAAUUUUAUGAUCUCUCACACUUUGGUCAUUCGGGAAAUUUGUUAAUUGUUGAUUCAAAACUUCAUCCAUUAUAUUUUAUCUUAGCUUUGAAAUUUUUAAAAGGUAUCAAUACGUUGUCCGUCGGUUCUAACUGGCCUACCAACAUUUUUUUAA
Messenger RNA from Momordica charantia (bitter melon), 637 nucleotides. RefSeq names its product large ribosomal subunit protein eL38z/eL38y. Gene Ontology annotation, biological process: protein-RNA complex assembly; translation. Gene Ontology annotation, molecular function: structural constituent of ribosome. Gene Ontology annotation, cellular component: cytosolic large ribosomal subunit; ribosome. The record is from RefSeq and is a predicted model, not a curated record. Lineage: Eukaryota; Viridiplantae; Streptophyta; Magnoliopsida; Cucurbitales; Cucurbitaceae.